UCAGGCCAGGGCGGGGCGGGGGCCGUCCAGGCCGGACGAGAGGCAGGAGGACCGGACGGCGAGCCAGGCUGUCUGGGGCACCGCCGGAGACGCACCGCCGCCGCCGCCGCUCCUUGCGCUCCUGCCCGGACGGCGCCGCUGCCCCAGGCCCGACGGCAAGACGGUCCCGGUCGCCCGUUCCGUAGGCUCCGGGGCUAUGGAGCUCGCCCGACGGCUGCUCCUGCUGCUCCUGCUCCCCGCCUGCCUGGCCGCUCAAGCAGCCGACCCGGUGGUCGACGUCCUGAAGGCCAUGCAGCUGCAGACGGAGCCCGAGGGGGUCCGCCGGACGACGGGCUUCUGCCCCGGGAAGCGUGCAGCAACGGGGUCCGGCCCGGAGGCGGCCUUCCGGAUAUCCAGACGGGCCCAGAUCAGCGCCCCGACGCGGCAGCUCUUCCCAGGUGAGUUCCCCGAGGACUUCUCCCUGAUGGCGCUACUGAAGGCCGAGCCGGGCCACCCGGCCGUCCUGCUCUCCGUCUACGACCGGCACGGCGUGCAGCAGCUAGGCGUCGAGCUGGGCCGCUCCUUGCGCUUCCUCUACCGCGACCAGGGCGGCCGGCCGGACCCCGAGGAGCUGCCGGUCUUCCGAGGGGCCAACCUGACCGACGGCAGGUGGCAUCGGCUGGCCUUCAGCGUGAAGAAGCAGCAGGUGACCCUCUUCCUGGACUGCGAGAAGAGAGCCAGCCUGCCCCUCCCGCGGGGGAACCGCCCCGUGCUGGACACCAAGGGCAUCACCAUCUUCGGGGCCCGGAUCCUGGACGAGGGGGUCUUUGAGGGAGAGAUCCAACAGCUGCUGAUCAGCCCCAGCCCCCGGGAUGCCCAGGACUACUGCCAGCGCUACAGCCCGGACUGCGGGGGGCCCCCCCAGAAGCCACAAGCCCUGGAAGCUCGGCAGAGGCCCCCCAGGCCUGAGACGCCGGCCAAGACGAAGCCCCCCACCAGCACCAAGGCCAGACAGCCCCAGAAGCGGCAGCUGCCCAGCCUCCCGCCCGCCGCCCUCAAGACCGACGCACCGGAGAGGAAGGAACCCCAAGGAACCCGCAAGGGGCCCAGCGGCAACGGGAAGCCCUCGGCCGGCGGAAAGACCCCCAAGGCCAGCAGCCCCACCCCCAAGGCGACCACGGCCGGCAAGGCCUCUGCAGCGAAGAAGGCAGCCAGCCCGGGGGCCACGAGGGCCCAGGCAGCCCGGGGGCCACGAAGCAGCUACCAGCAGGACGCAGGGCCCCUUCCCACCCCGGGGGCUCCCCGGCACCCCAGCCACCCCCCGCCUCCUGAGGCUACUCCCCAGAAGAGGGUCCCCACCGGGGAGGCCUCGCCUCCCACCCCCUCGUCGCCAUGGGUGCAGGAGGACGUGGCCGAGGAGGUGCAGGGGGGGCUCCUGCCCGGCGUGGCCCUGGAUCACAGAGACGGCGAUCCGAACCCCAGCGACUUGGGCCCCCAGCGCUCAGCCCAGGUCCCCUAUGAUGCUGUCGCAAUGCUCGGAGCCCGAGGACUGAAGGGGGACAAAGGCGAACCGGCUGUCUUCGAAUCUGGGAUGAUUGUGGCGGGACGUCCCGGCCCCGAAGGACCCCAGGGCAUGAGUGGACCCCCUGGUGUCCCGGGGACUCCCGGACCCCCUGGUGACCCCGGAGAGCGGGGUCCCCCCGGACGGCCCGGAUUCGCGGGCUCAGAUGGACGCCCGGGUCCCCCAGGCACCUCCAUGAUGCUUCCGUUCCGUUUCGGGGUUCCUGGGGGCCAGAAGGGGCCCGUCGCCAUGGCUCAGGAGGCCCAGGCCCAGGCCUACCUCCAGCAGGCCCGCCUGGCCUUGCGUGGCCCUCCGGGACCGAUGGGGUACACCGGCCGGCCUGGGCCCAUGGGUCAAGCUGGAAGUCCCGGUGUGAAGGGCGAGCCCGGAGAUUUUGGCCUCCAGGGGCCCCGGGGCCAACAGGGACUGACCGGCGCCCCAGGGAAGCCCGGCCGCCGAGGCAGGGCUGGCGCUGACGGCGCACGGGGGAUGCCUGGCGUGCCCGGCCUCAAGGGGGACCGGGGUUUUGACGGGUUGCCCGGCCUUCCGGGAGACAAAGGAUACCGGGGGGACCCCGGUGCGCAGGGCGUGGCUGGACCCCCGGGCGAAGACGGCGAGAGGGGAGACGAUGGUGAGAUCGGGCCUCGGGGCCUCCCCGGAGACUCGGGACCAAGAGGCUUGCUUGGCCCCAAAGGGCCCCCAGGCAUCCCGGGGCCACAGGGCGCGCGUGGCGUGGACGGCCCCCACGGACCGAAGGGGAGUCUGGGUCCGCAAGGGGAGCCGGGCCCCCCCGGCCUGCAGGGGAUCCCAGGCACUCAGGGCUUGCCGGGACCGCAAGGCGCCAUGGGGCCCUCUGGAGAAAAGGGACCCCAAGGAAAACCCGGCCUUCCUGGGAUGCCCGGCUCGGAUGGACCCCCGGGCCACCCGGGCAAAGAGGGACUUCCGGGCACCAAAGGGCAGCCGGGCCCGUCUGGCCCCCAAGGACCGGUGGGCUACCCGGGUCCCCGCGGAGGAAAGGGUACUGACGGCGUCCGUGGCUUGAAAGGGCAAAAGGGCGAAAAGGGUGAAGAAGGGUCCCUGGGCAUCAAGGGUGACGUGGGCCCAAAAGGCGACAGGGGCGAGAUGGGGGUCCCGGGGUCCCGUGGGGAAGACGGGCCCGAAGGCAUCAAGGGGCGGAUGGGCCCCCCUGGCGAUCUGGGUCCUUCCGGAUUGGUGGGAGAGAAGGGCAAACUGGGGGUGCCGGGUCUCCCCGGAUAUCCCGGCCGACAAGGCCUCAAGGGUUCGCAAGGGUUCCCCGGAUUUCCCGGAUCGAAUGGCGAAAAGGGGGUUCGGGGCCUGUCUGGGAAAAUGGGACCACGAGGCGAACGAGGACCCUCCGGCCCCAGAGGACAGCGGGGGCCACGAGGAGCCACGGGGAAGAUGGGAGCCAAGGGCACCUCUGCUGGGGAAGGGCCCCCCGGGCCCCCCGGAGAACGGGGUCAACCAGGACCGCAAGGCCCGAACGGAUUCCCCGGACCGAAGGGCCCCCCGGGCCCCCCUGGGAAGGAUGGGAUGCCCGGCCACCCGGGGCAGCGUGGAGAAGUGGGGCUGCAAGGCAAGGCGGGCUCCCCAGGCGGGCCGGGCAUCGUGGGGCCACAGGGCCCCGCAGGGGAGACUGGCCAGAUGGGGGAGAGGGGCCAUUCCGGCCCCCCCGGACCACCAGGAGAACAAGGGCUGCCGGGGCCCUCCGGGAAAGAAGGGACCAAGGGCGACCCAGGAACCGUCGGAGGACCCGGGAAGGAGGGCCCCCCAGGGCUGCGGGGCUUCCCCGGAGAACGCGGCCUUCCCGGCACGGCUGGUAGUGGUGGACUGAAAGGCAAUGAGGGACCUGCCGGCCCCCCAGGACCAGCGGGAUCUCCCGGAGAGAAGGGGCCCUCGGGACCGGGAGGCCCCAGUGGGCCCCCUGGCAGACCCGGCCCCCAGGGACCACACGGACCAGCUGGAGAGAAGGGCGUGCCUGGUGAAAAAGGGCCUCUUGGCCCUGCUGGUCGUGACGGCGCCCAGGGCCCCAUUGGGCUACCUGGUCCUGCAGGACCCCCUGGGGGCCCCGGUGAGGAUGGCGACAAGGGAGAGUUGGGGGACCCGGGUCGCAAAGGGCCCAAGGGGGGCAAAGGCGAGCAGGGUCCCCCCGGCCCCUCAGGCCCGCUCGGUCCUGUCGGGCAGCCGGGCGCUGCGGGUGCGGAUGGUGAGCCAGGAGCGAGGGGCUCGCAGGGCCAUUUUGGAACAAAGGGAGAUGACGGCAUCCGAGGAUUCAACGGGGCACCAGGACCAAUCGGCUUGCAGGGGCUGCCCGGACCAGCUGGGGAGAAAGGGGAGACCGGCGACGGGGGACCCCUGGGACCCCCGGGACCGCCAGGACCACGAGGACCAGCUGGAGCCUCCGGAGCUAGCGGUCCACAAGGUCCCACAGGAGAGAUCGGAAAUGAGGGCCCACCGGGACAAAAGGGCGAAUCAGGAGAGCAAGGCGGACCCGGAGUCCACGGAGAGCCUGGGCCGAAGGGCCCGCGGGGUGAACAAGGAGAGAAAGGGGAAGCCGGAAGCGCCGGUGUGCCUGGACCCCCUGGAGGAAGAGGGCCCGUUGGGGACGAUGGGCCCAAGGGGAACCCGGGCCCGGUCGGCUUCCCUGGAGACCCCGGACCUCCUGGAGGAAUCGGGCCCCGAGGCCAAGAUGGAGCUAAAGGCGAGCAAGGAGAAAACGGCGAACCCGGAGAGGCGGGGUCUCCGGGACCAUCCGGUGAGGCUGGUCCCCCUGGGCCACUUGGAAAGAGGGGCCCCGCUGGAGCCCCCGGCCCCGAGGGACGGGAGGGAGUAAAGGGCAAGAAGGGAGAAUCGGGGGCCCUGGGCCCCCCUGGAAAAACCGGGGCUGUGGGACCCCAGGGAACUCCCGGGAAACCCGGCACGGAGGGCUUAAGAGGUGUCCCCGGAUCUGUGGGGGCCCAAGGAAAAACGGGGGCCACGGGCCAGGCUGGGCCACCAGGACCUGCGGGCCCCCCCGGAUUGCCCGGCCUGAAGGGCGAGACGGGCCCCAAAGGAGAGAAGGGUCACCUGGGACUCAUUGGCUUGAUUGGACCAGCCGGAGAGCAAGGAGACAAAGGGGACCCGGGCCCCCCGGGCCCCUCAGGCAGUGGGGGUCUUAAGGGAGAGACUGGCUUCCCUGGACCGACCGGCCCUCUUGGCCCCGCGGGACCCCCGGGACUUCCCGGUCCUCCCGGUGUGCAGGGCGCCAAAGGAGCCUCGGGUGAAGCCGGACCCAAAGGACAGCGAGGCGUCCCCGGCCCGCCUGGGAAUCCGGGUCCGCCGGGUGAGGCCAUCCAGCCGCUGCCCAUCCAGCGUGCCAAGAAGAGCCGGCGCUCGGUGGACGGCAGCCAGCUGGUGCCCGAGGAGGAGAUGGAGGCGGCCGACGGGCCAGCGGGUCAGCUGGCCUCCGGGCUGGUGGAGGGGAUCUACGGCACCCUGGAGACCCUCCGGCAGGAAAUCGAGGGGAUGCGGAAGCCGCUGGGCACCCGGGACAGCCCUGCCCGCACCUGCCAGGACCUACGGCUGGGCCAGCCAGAACUGCCCGACGGCGAAUAUUGGAUCGACCCCAACCAGGGCUGUUCCAGGGAUUCCUUCCGGGUCUACUGCAACUUCACGGCGGGAGGGGAGACCUGCGUCUUCCCUAGCUGGGAGACCCGAGAGGUGCCCCUGGCAGCAUGGGAGGAGGAGAAGGAGACCCCCCUGAGGUGGUUCAGCCAGUUCCAGAAGGGCCAUCGGUUCUCCUACGUAGACGCAGCUGGCCAGCCGCUGGGCGUGGUGCAGCUCUCCUUCCUCCGUUUGCUGAGCAUCUCCGCCCGCCAGAACUUCACGUACCACUGCCGGCACUCGGCUGCCUGGCACAGCCCGGGGUCCCCCGCCUUGGGGGGCUACCAGCGGGCGCUGCGCUUCCGGGGGGCCAACGAGGACGAGUUGAGCUACGACAACAGCCCCUACGUCAAGGCGGUGGUGGACGGCUGUGCGGCACGGAAAGCAUCCGGCAAGACGGUCCUGGAGGUCAACACUCCCCAGGUGGAGCACCUGCCCUUGCUGGACGUGCACCUGACGGACUUUGGGGAGCCUGGGCAGGGCUUCGGCUUUGAGGUGGGGGCUGCCUGCUUUCUGGGCUAGAGCAGAGCCCCCCAGCGCAGCUGGCCGGCCUCGUCCGAGAAGUGGGGGGGGGAACCAGCUUCCCAGUGCCCAGCAAACAGUUGAGACCAUGGUGGGGUGUGUGUGUGAGGGGGGUCCAGCAACUGGAAGAAGACCCCUCUGUUGAAGGGGUGCAGAAACCCACCCCCCCAUGGAAGCUUUCUCCCUCCCAAAUUCUCUCUGUGCCCCCUCCCCCUGCUGAACCCCCCUCGGGGCUCUGACCCCCCCUUCCUCAGAUGGACCCCCUUCCUGGUUCAUUGCGUCCUGAUAGAGACCCCUCCCUGCAAACAGCAGAGACCCCGGCCAUUGUUGAAUGCCCCCUCCCAGUAAACCCCUGCUUAGCCCCGCCCACUUCAGCCCUAUUGAUGGCAACUCCUUGCAGUCGGUGGCAGGCUUGGAAAAAUGGGGUCCGUGGUCGCCCCCUCCCAUUUUUAUCUUCUUCCUCUCACUCCCCACCCAGCCUCCCCUUCCUUUAUCCCGCACAAAAGCCCUGGGUACGAAAGAAAAGUUAAAAAAAAAAAAAGUCCAAAGAAGAAAGAGGAAACCGUAUAUAUUUUAUUGUUUUUUUAUAAAAAAAGAGAAAAGAAAUAAAUUAAUUAUAUUAUUUAAUGGAAU
Messenger RNA from Crotalus tigris (Tiger rattlesnake), 6355 nucleotides. RefSeq names its product collagen type XI alpha 2 chain (gene COL11A2). Gene Ontology annotation, molecular function: extracellular matrix structural constituent. The record is from RefSeq and is a predicted model, not a curated record. The coding region runs from base 197 to 5722 and encodes 1841 amino acids. The transcript has 67 exons. Lineage: Eukaryota; Metazoa; Chordata; Lepidosauria; Squamata; Viperidae.